AUGCUUAUUGUCCCGCUGGCGCUUUGGUGCCGCGCCUUGCGGUAUGACUUGGUGGACGACCCCUCGACCGAUCCCGUCGUGUCGUGGGGCCCCGACGGCGCCAGCUUCGUUGUUUGGACGCCGCCUGAGUUUUCACGCGACCUGCUGCCGCGCCACUUCAAGCACAACAACUUCUCUAGCUUCGUGCGGCAGCUCAACACAUACGGCUUCCGAAAGGUCGAUCCUGACCGGUGGGAGUUUGCCAAUGAUAACUUCAUCCGCGGCCGCCGGGACCUGCUUAAGGACAUCCACCGCCGCAAGCCCACCGGCCCCGGCGGCGGCGGCGGCGGCGGCGCAGCCGGCGGCAGCAGCAGCGCGCACGUGCCGGCGGGGCAGGGGGCGAUCGAGCUGGGCCACUAUGGCGGGCUGGGGGAUGAGAUCGAUUCGUUGAAGCGCGACAAGAACGUGCUCAUGCUGGAGCUCGUGCGGCUCAGGCAGGCGCAGCAGGCGUCCGACUCUCGCAUGCGCGACCUGCAGCAGCGGCUUGAUGCUACCGAGUCGCGGCAGAACACCAUCAUCAACUUCCUGGGCCGCGUCGCCCACAACCCCGCGGUGCUGCAGCAGCUGGUGGCCGCGGCGCAGCAGUCGGGGAUGCAGCGGAUAGGCAGCAGCCCGGGGCGCGCGGCAGGCCGCGGCGCGCGCAAGAAGCGGCGCGCCCGCGGCGCCGGCGGCAGCGGCGGCGACGAGUCGGACGAGCCCGUCGCGGGCCCCGCGGCGACGAGCGAGAACCAGAUCAUCCAAUACCAGCCGCAGGGGGACUUCACGGAGGAGCUGCUGCGCGGCAUGGCGGCGGUGGUGCAGCAGCCGGGCGGCGGCGGCGGCGGCGCGGCGUUUGGGGACUUUGCGGAUGCUUUUGCUGACCUGCAGCUGCAGCAGGUCCCUGGAACGGCGGUGCCGCAGACAGUCACGAUCCAGGAGCAGCCCGUCAUCUUUGACGCCGGCUCAUUUCCCAUUCUGGGCCUGGAUGGAACGGUCACCUUCCAGCCCACGGCCGCCUCCCCAGCCAUCCCCCCCUCCCCGCCGCUCGCCGGAUCCCCCAUGCCCGACGGCGCGCCCGCGCCCCUCCCGUUCGUGCCGGCCGCCGCGCCCGGCGUGCCCGGCGUCGCCGGCUUCCCAGCAGCUACCGGCGCGGCGGCGGCGCCAAUACCACUGGGCAUGCAGGCCAUGGGCGCCGGCACGACGACGCUCGCCCCUGGUAUCCCUUUGUUCCCCGCCGCGCCGCUGCCCCCGGCGUCCGCGCCAAUGGCGGUCGACGCGGCGCCGCGCGUGGAGACGCCGCCCGACGACGACGGCGGCGUGGAGCUGCCCGCAGAUCUGAUCAGCAGCCUGCAGACCCUCGGAUCGGCCGACCUGAUGAUGGAUGAUCUGCAUAAAGACGAGCUGUGGGAGACGCUGUUCGGCGGCGGCAGCUUCCCAGGCAGCAGCGGCGGCUUGGCGGGCGGGGGCGCGGCGGCGACCGCGCAGCAAGGGCAGGGGGGCAAGCAGGGCGGGAAGCAGCCGGCCGCAGGCGUUUGA
Messenger RNA from Monoraphidium neglectum, 1554 nucleotides. RefSeq names its product Heat shock factor protein HSF8. The coding region runs from base 1 to 1554 and encodes 517 amino acids. The record is from RefSeq and is a predicted model, not a curated record. The transcript is spliced from 9 exons. Lineage: Eukaryota; Viridiplantae; Chlorophyta; Chlorophyceae; Sphaeropleales; Selenastraceae. Gene Ontology annotation, biological process: regulation of DNA-templated transcription. Gene Ontology annotation, molecular function: sequence-specific DNA binding; DNA-binding transcription factor activity.